This is a messenger RNA of Scleropages formosus (Asian bonytongue), 5148 nucleotides long. Its product is annotated as leucine-rich repeat and immunoglobulin-like domain-containing nogo receptor-interacting protein 3. The coding region runs from base 760 to 2565 and encodes 601 amino acids. NCBI's taxonomy places the organism in Eukaryota, Metazoa, Chordata, Actinopteri, Osteoglossiformes, Osteoglossidae. Gene Ontology annotation, molecular function: protein binding. The record is from RefSeq and is a predicted model, not a curated record. Gene Ontology annotation, cellular component: plasma membrane. The transcript has 3 exons.
CGGGGUGGACGCCCCUCCUCUACGUUUUUGCUCCCCUCGCGCACUUGUGGGAGGGUCCACGGGCCCGCGCGCUCUGAGGAGACGCGGCGGGCUGUGGAGCAGAGCGCGAGCGGAGCAGGACGAGACGGCGGCGGCGGCGCGAGCAGCUCGGCACAGCAGCGCGCGCAGCAACGCACAUGAGCGCACCGUCGGUCCGCGGCCGCCCGCCGCCCGGGCGCCUUCGUGCAGCUUCCUGAGCACCGUACGCCCGGUGGGAGGGGGUGCUGGUGUCUCCCGCCGAGCGCGAGCAGCUGGAGCCAGAAAGGGCGGGAGAGCAGAGCCGCGGCGGGCAGCUCGCGAGCCCAUGCCGGGCGGCUGAGGUCGUGAGUGAGUGAGGACGGCUGUGGUGGUGGACGGGGAGCGUGCGGCGUCGAACCGUCAGGUGGAAACCGGCGGCCGUGCCAGUGAGGCACCGCAGAGUCUCGGCCCCUUUCGUCAGAACCGAACCCAGAACCCCUCAGUGAGGACCGUAGGGGGUGUGGUUACAAAGUGAGAAGUGGACGACGGCAAACGUCUUGGUGACCGCGGGGCAGCAGAGUGCAGGGGCCGGUGGCCGAGACUGACGGACGCUUUCUGUGAACCAUUAGCAGAACCGUUUGAGGUCAGAGGUGUCGGCGUCGCGUCGCGCUCCAGUUUGACGGGAUUUCUCGACCCCUGCUGACACACCAGUACCCCAUCCAGACGCAGGUGCCUCCUCCAGUGAUCUGGCGGUGAGGCGCCAUGGCAGGUCAUCUGGGGGUGCUGCUGGCGGUGCUGGUGCUCGCGGGGCCGCUGUGCUGUGGCUGCCCUCCCCGUUGCGACUGUGUGCCCCAGCAGAGGGCGGUGUCAUGUCAGCGUCGGCGGCUGACCGCCGUGCCCGAGGGGAUCCCCACAGAGACGCGCGUGCUGGACCUGAGCCGCAACCGGCUGCGCUGGGUGGAGCCGGGCGACCUGGCGGGUUUCCCGCGCCUCGAAGAGGUAGACCUGAGUGAGAACGUCAUCAGCGCACUGGAACCGAACGCCUUCGCCGGGCUGCAGAGCCUGCGUGUGCUGCGGCUGCGCGCCAACCAGCUGCGCCUGGUGCCUGCCGGAGCCUUCGCAGACCUCACCAACCUGACCUUGCUGGACCUGAGCGAGAAUCGCAUCGUCAUCCUGCUGGACUACACAUUCCAGGACCUGCGUAGCCUGCGGCGCCUCGACGUUGGUGACAACGACCUGGUGUACGUCUCUCACAAGGCCUUCGCCGGCCUCCUGGGCCUCGAGGAGCUCGCCAUCGAGCGCUGCAACCUGACGUCCAUCUCGGGCCAGUCGCUGUCCUACCUGCGCAAUCUGGUAACGCUGCGCCUGCGCCACCUCAACAUCGGUGCCCUGGAGGACCAGAACUUCCGCAAGCUGAGCAACCUGCGCGGCCUGGAGAUCGACAGCUGGCCGUCGCUCGACUACGUGUCGCCCCUGAGUUUCCAGGGCCUCAACCUGUCCUGGCUGUCCAUCACCAACACGAACCUGAGUUCCGUGCCGUCGGCCUCCUUCCGUAACCUGGCGUACCUGACGGCGCUCAACCUGUCCUACAACCCUAUCUCAGUCAUCGAACCGUGGGCCUUCCGCGAGCUCGUGCGGCUCAAGGAGCUGCACCUGGUGAGCACAGGGCUGUCGGCGGUGGAGCCGCGGGGGCUGGGCGGCCUGCGCCAGCUGCGCCUCCUCAACGUCUCUUCCAACGAGCUGGUGACCCUGGAGGAGGGCGCCUUCCACUCGGUCAACAGUCUGGAGACGCUGCGUGUGGACGGCAACCCGCUGUCCUGCGACUGCCGCCUGCUGUGGAUCCUGCAGCGGCGCCGGACGCUCAACUUCGACGGCAGGACGCCCGUGUGUGCGGCGCCACCCGAGGUGCGUGGCAACACACUGACGGCGUUCUCCGACUCGGCGCUCUUCGACUACUUCACCUGCCAGAAGCCGCGCAUCCGCAACCGGCGCCUGCAGCAGGUGACGGCGAGGGAGGGCCAGGCCGUGUCGUUCGCGUGCCGCGCCGAGGGGGAGCCGCCGCCCGCCAUCGUGUGGAUCUCACCGCAGCGGCGCCGCAUCACAACCAAGAGCGGCGGGCGCGUGGCGGUGCUGCCCGGCGGCACGCUCGAGAUCCGCUACGCUCAGGUCACAGACAGCGGCACCUACAUCUGCAUUGCCAGCAACGCUGGCGGCAACGACACCUACUUCGCCACGCUGACGGUGAAGGGGCACCCCCUGGUGGAUGCCACCCUCUUCGGAAACCGUUCCUUCUUCGCCAGCGACCUCAACGACACCAACCUGAACAGCACGCGCGUCUUCCUGAAGUUCACGCUGGACCUCACCACCAUCCUGGUCUCCACUGCCAUGGGCUGCAUCACCUUCCUGGGCGUGGUGCUCUUCUGUUUCCUGCUGUUGUUCGUGUGGAGCCGCGGGCGCGGCCAACGCAAGAACAACUUCACAGUGGAGUACUCCUUCCGGAAGGCAGAGGGCCCGACGACGAGCACGAGCCAGGGGGGCACGCGCAAGUUCAACAUGAAAAUGAUUUGAGGCGCGCGUGCACACUCGCACACAAACAAGGACCACACACACACACACACACACACACAGUGCCGCCCACAUCCUGACACCCUGCCAGUGAUGGCAGUGUUAUUUUGCGUUAAUUAUGCGAUUGUUGUUCUUGUUUUUGUUGUUGUUGUUGUUAUCGUCAUUGUCACCUGGAGGGUGAUACUGAGAGUUGCACUCACUGCCGAAACCUUGAUCUCCUUGUUUGGGAGUGGCCUCUGGGUCCCCAGAUUUUUAUUUUUGAUUUUUAUUUUUUAACCUUCUCAUCAGUGUCUCUCCUCUGUGAUGCGCCCCCUGCCAGUCCGCACCAGGAACGCGGAGCACAGCAGCAAACCAGACCGCCAGCUCCUUCCCAGGAAGUUGUAUCACUGCCACAUGGGGGCGCCGUUGCACUGGGAAAGGCUCAUAAACGCGAUCAAAAAAUCUGUCCCUUUCCAGAGUCCUGCGACGUUAGUAUUUUCUCUGUCGUUAAUUUGCUUAAAUUGUGGUGAGCAGUGACCCAGUGCCCUCCAGCUGGGGUGGAGCUGCUCCUCACACACAACUCUGUGGUGUAAAUACUGUGGAACAUCUGUGGAAACAUGAGUGUUUAAUAUGUGGUUUCCCUCGUGUCUCGUACGACGCCGGACUCCGAGUCGCACGCCACGUACAGAUGGGAUUUCAUCCUUUGAGUUCAGUGUGUAGUAUUACUCCUGCUGCGGUUCGAACCCUCCUUGUCCUCCCGUUAGUCCAUGGGUUGCAAACGAGACGAUUCGCGUAUGUGAUCAACUAUCACAUAAAAUGUGCUGUAUUUCUAAGACCAUAAUAAGGAUAUUGCUCUGAAAUUUUUAUCGCCAGAUGAGCUGUGGUUCGAACCCGUGCCUCUGACCGUCAUUUGAGCGGCUCGGAGUUUGGGGCCCAAAGCUGCGGUUAAGAACCAGCUGUAAGCAGCAGUGCAAACAGAGAGGCUUGUUUCUCGAGGCAAUAAGGCCGGUGGUGCCGUGGAGCCGCGCCGGGGCUGCACUGGGCCACAGGCCCUCUUUUAUAAGCGAGGUUUUCUAUUCACCACCGACAUUCUUCGUCUUCCAGGGAUCGUUGUGUCGAUGCACCUUUUUUAUUGACGCGAGAGACGCUGAACUUUGUACAGAAGAAUCCCGUGUGGACUUUUUGUGAUACGCUGCAGCGCUUUCCUCAGCUCGCAGCUCUUUCUCCGAGGGGUUCGCUCCGCCCGGGCCGGCACCCGUUCCUAGGUCUCCGAAGCCCUCAAACGCGACAAUGCUCGAACGAGACGGUGCCAGGACCCCCCACCCGAGCCCGGGUCUGCGCUGACCUCUCCGAGUUUCUGGCCGCGCGGGUGCAGCUCCACAGAAAUGAGCCUCUCUGGUGCCGGAUGCCGCGGAGGACAUCCUGCAGGGGAUCGGUCGUCCACCAGGGGGCGACCUUUCCCCCGUCUUUGCAGCGUUGCUAUGCUAGGGUGCUCGCUGGGCGACCGUGGCUCUAACGCAGGCCGCUCGUGUCCCAAUCCCUUGACCUGGUGCCAAACUCGUCGAGAAGUUUGUGUUUGUCGGUUCGGAGACCUAGGAGUGGGUGUCAAGGCCGUCGCUCAGCUCACAGGCCGUCCCAGUGGCACUCAGCUGGUUCUUAAUGAUGAAGGAAGGUUCCGGCUGCACCCCACCGCACUGCUUCCCUGCAGGGCUCCUCAGACGAGAGCGAGGGACACCGGGGACACAUCUCCGCUUGCUUUCGGUUCCUACAGGGAGCUGUUAGCACCAUCUAGCUCCAGGUGCAACAGCGGUUAAAGGAGACGGACUUGGGUAGCAAAGGUUUCUGGCAUGACCGUACGGUCAGAGCCCUGUUGGUAGCCUGCGCAAGGGCAUCUCAUCAGCUCCUCCCCUCUGCAGCUCCUUUGAUUGGAUAAAGGUUUACGAAAAAAGGACAAAAUGCUCUGAGCAAAAGCACAAAUGUAGCUGCUGCCGGUUGGGUGUUAGUUCCGUGCUCCUGGUCCAAGGAGGCCGAUUUCUUCAACUCUAUUCAAGCAAGUGUGAGCAAAAAGACGCAAUACUGGAGUAAAACCAGCAAUCAGGAACAGUAAUUUGAGUAAGUGACCCACACCCCCAGGUGUUUACAGUAAAGUUCUCAGUAAAAAGUGAGAUGAUGAUAUGAUGUAUUAAUUCGACCUGCGUGAUGACAAAAAUAGUACAGUGAAUAGUACCUUGAAACGUCCCCCAGCGUGUGCAGAGAAACAUUUAAUUGUGGCAACAGCCCUACAGCUACACUUUGAUCUUUGCCAAAAGGCCGAGAAGCUCCACACAUUCCUCUAAAAGCAAUGAAACGUACAGCUGGUAAGAGUGAAAUGAACCGAAACACUGCAGUAAAUAACUGAUUUGAAGGAAAACGUGCGGCAGUGGGUGCACUGGGCCUGGCAGUGAUCCGGAACCUUCCUCUCGGUGCGCGAACUCGGUCGGCCGCCUGUCGCAGCAGGGCGGGAACAGCAGUGUGUUUAUAGCACACUUGGGGUAUUUUUUACUCUUGUUUGUUUUAUACUUGUCUUGUACGAAAACACGUUUUUGUUUAUAAAAGCAUGUUCCACCA